AUGGCUUUUUUGAAGAAGAAACUGCCUAAUGUAAACCAUUCUAGUCGCUCGAGAUCUGGUUCCGCCUCAUCAAAUAAAAUAUCCGCAGCAGUUUCACCAUCCACUCCCAACAGUCCAGACAUAAGGUUGCCAGACCUUCCUCCCAAAUUUCCAAUGGAGCAUGUCACUGCCAAAGCGCCUGGGCUGCUCGCUGGCGCUGCAACAGCACAGUACACGGAGAGCUCGGUUGACGAACAUACCUCAUGCGCCUUUAGUUUUGAAGACAGCAUGAACCAAGAACACCAAGCCGCAAACAGUGCCGGGCAAACAGCUUCUGCAGACUCCAUCGAGGCAGGCGUUACAAUGGCAUCGCGAAAGUCGUCUGGUGGCAGUACCAGCUCUCUGUCAAACGACAAACUUCUUUAUUCAUGGGAUGUCACCAAUCCAGAGGAAUGGAACAUGAUUCGGGUACUAUCUUGGUUGCGCUUCAAUGAGUUUGAUGACUCUUGGCUAAACUACUUCAGAAAGCGUCAAUUGCAUGGCCACAAGUUUUUGAAGCUUAUGGCCUACGACAACUAUGCUCAACAUGAAAACAGCCUCCCGCAAACUAAGUCCUCCACUUACCAACGGUUCCAAUACCUUUUGAAGAGGACACUCGAACAAAAUGUGGUGAAUGGCCACAUACGCAAUAAAAGUGACAAGUCCACGGGGUCAAGAAGUUCUAGCGACUCCAUGAAGCUAAGAAAUAGAAGAAAAGAUGAACAUGAACAAAACCGAGCUAUAUCCGAUAGUAAUCCUGGGGCAAGAAAAGCUUCGGCAGAUAAUGCAGAUGAGCGGGCUGUCGUUCAGACGCGAAAUCACAAAAAGGCUAGCAGCGCCAGUUCAUUGUAUCGGCGAAGCUUCAUUUCCUUAAGAGGCAGUUCUAAUGCAUCUCAGAGCAAGACAGAUCCAAGCAUUAACUUAAAGAUACCUCCACGGGCUUUAUCAACCGCUGAAAGCGCUAGUUAUAACGAACGACAGCACAUCAGAGUUUCGUCUUCCCCAUUAUCGCCCACAUAUUCGGUAAGAUUUAGACGUCAACACAAAGCUAGCUCUUCUGAAUCUUCUAUUUUCAACACUCUUUUCGGUUCGAAUAGUGGGCCUAAUAGUAAUCUUAUUGAGGAACCGUCUGCCACUCAAAAAGCGCCAAAACCUUUCACAACCUCUUCACUCGAAAGUCUGCCCUUGGAGAAAAUUGCCAAGAUCGAAACACAAGGAUUGUACCCAAGAAAAUCCAUACCUUCUCCUGAAGAUAAAACUGGGUUGUGGAGAAAACUCAAGAGAAGGUCAAUACAGCUCGACACCGAUAUGUCUCAAAUAACAGGAUCAUCGUCAGAAGCUGACUCGACCGAAUCUAGGAGUCUUGUCGGUAAAAAACCCAUUGAGUCGAGUGACUUCAAAUGGGAUGCUUUCAUUUUAGAGAAGAAGUAUUAUCCAUUAAGAAACACAGGAGUUACAGACAAAUACAUUUUGAUUACGAAGGACAACAAAUCUUUUAUUCCACUAAAUGUCGCAGUCAUUACAAAUUUAGAGGAAUUAAAAGAUUCAAUGGCUCUUACGCUUGGUAUACGACACAAAAGCUACACAAUUCAUCUCACUGAUUUUGGCUGCGACAUUGGCUGUUCCAUUAACGAUGAGUUGCUCGAAACCAUGCGAAAUAAUAUGUUUUACAACGUUCCAAACAAACUAUUUUUGAAGGACCAAAUGAAAAUACAACUACGGCCAGUCGUCAGAACUGCAAAUAGCGAGGUACAACUUCCCAUCAAGUCUGUUAGGAGCAAAGGAUCAGUCAAAUCAGCUAACAGCAGCGUGUUGAAUUCCAACGAUGACAAUUCAACUGUUACGUCUUGUUCGGACGUAACGUCAUUUGACGACAUUGCACAUGCAUCCGGGCGAGCAGUCUAUCCCCAAACUCCCAACUCUUACUAUGGCGCAGUAGUCGCUAACGCAAGCUCUGAUAUUGACUAUUGGACUUUUAAGGACUCGCGCAACGAGGACGUUGAGCCUCAAAGUCUUCCCAAAGUUCGUUCCAGAAAUGCAAAGAGAAGACCGUCCGGCACUGGGACUCUUUCGAACUCAAAUAAUGAUACCGACAAGAGUCAUUCUUUUCAGAUAAUUAGGAAACAAAGUGACGACGAGAUAAAUUUCAAUAAUAGACGAUCAUCUCCUUACGCAAAGUCUGAUUUCGCCCCCAGAAGAGAGGCUCCCAGACCACCCACAAGCUCACAGAACUCAUUAAUUUCACCUGGGCCAAGCAGCAGUCACAAUUCACCUAUAACACAAACGAUCCGCAAAAACUCGACUAUUACGCGAAAAAGCCGUCCUCCACCACCUGUCACCAUAUGGAGUCACCUGUCUUCACAACCUUCGACUGUGUCUCUACAGGAAACUCAAACCCCUACAACCAGCCCUGUUGAAACUGUCGUCCACUCCUAUACUCCUGGAUCCACUCAAGUUCUUGUUCCUCAGCCGUACAAGGGCAAAAGUAAUAUUACGACAGUAGGAUUGGACGAGCCUACGAUUUCAUAUCCCUACUUUGCAAGGGUAAGCAGAUCGAGCUCGUUUCAAUCAACAGCGAAUUCUGUAAUGCAAUCACCGCCGCAACUUCUCAAGAGAAGUAGCACAAAACGAAUCGUUUCAUCUGCGUCUGCUGCUGACGUCUUUGAUGAAAAUGAGGUUUCAUUUGCUGACGCACCUGCUCUUUCAGAUUCUGACGGGGACCUUACCGAAAGCGAUUCCUCGGAUAACAUAAUUUGGUCAUCCACGCUCAAGAACACUGACUCGAAAGAUAAACUUGCUAAUCCACGACUUGCCGUGCAGCAAUCUUAUUCAGAAAGUUUCCUUGGUGAAGAUAAUCAUCAAGAGGAAGUUUCUAACAAAAAAGAGAGCUAUCCGCUCGAAAGAAAGAUGACCCUGAGGCCAUCACCCGAAGUUGUUUACCAGAAUCUGGAGCGCUUUUUCCCUAGAGCAGAUCUAGAUAGGCCAAUUGUGGAAGGAACAACACCACCUCCAUCUCCCCAAAAUAUAAAGCCAACUUCGCCAACCCUUCAUCAGCCAUUCAGAGAGUCACCGACCUCUGAACCCAGAUCUCCUUUCACUUCGAGAAUGGGAACACCGCAAACAAUGAUUAGCAAACCUACCCAUGAUUCACAAGAGGUUCUUGUUGCGCCAUCUAAGUCUUUAAAGGUACCAAAGCGCGCUAAGACUAUUAGAAUUAUCGCAAGAGAAGCAAGCGAAGCGAGAAGGAAAUCCAAGAUAAAAAGCGUCAGUAGGAAGAACACUAAAAUGUGGGGAACCCGUGUUGUCGAGAUCACAGAUAAAAGAACAGUCUCGAUCAAUAAAUCCAAAAACUCAAAUGGAGAAUACAAAGAAUUUGCUUGGAUUAAAGGUGAAAUGAUAGGUAAAGGAUCUUUUGGAUCGGUGUUUUUGGGUUUGAAUGUUACUACCGGUGAAAUGGUGGCAGUAAAGCAGGUUGAAGUACCAAGGUAUGGAUCUCAGGAUGAAACAACACUCAGUGUUUUAGAGGCGCUAAGAUCGGAGGUCGCCACUCUUAAAGAUCUCGAUCACAUGAACAUCGUACAAUAUCUCGGCUUCGAGAAUAAAAACCACGUUUACAGUUUAUUCCUAGAGUAUGUUGCCGGCGGAUCUGUAGGUGCAUUGAUUCGGUUAUUCGGAAGGUUUGAAGAAGACCUCGUUCGGUUUUUGGCAGUUCAAGUUUUACGGGGUCUCUCAUACUUACAUUCCAGAGGAAUACUUCACCGUGACAUGAAAGCAGAUAAUUUGUUGUUGGAUGUUGAUGGGGUCUGUAAAAUCAGUGAUUUCGGGAUCUCUAAAAAAUCGAAUAACAUAUACACAAACUCUGACAUGACUAUGAGAGGUACAGUUUUUUGGAUGGCGCCAGAAAUGGUUGACACAAAGCAAGGGUAUAGUGCAAAAGUUGAUAUUUGGUCUUUGGGUUGCGUAGCACUCGAGAUGUUUGCAGGCAAACGUCCUUGGUCUAAUUUUGAGGUUGUCGCUGCGAUGUUUAAAAUAGGGAAAUUCAAGUCAGCACCUCCCAUUCCAGACGACACCCAGAAGUCUAUUUCUCCAGAAGCAAAACAGUUUUUGGACGCAUGUUUUAGUAUUGAUCCUGAAAAAAGGCCAACAGCCGAUGAUCUGCUCUUACAUCCAUUCUGCAAUGUUGACAAAUGCUUUGUUUUCAAGGACACGAAUCUUGCUAAGUUCAUUAAGUAUAAUGAUAAAUGCAAUUCAAGCAAGCUGAAAGCUAAUAAUCAGAAAUUCUGA
Lachancea nothofagi CBS 11611 is the source of this 4302-nucleotide messenger RNA. Lineage: Eukaryota; Fungi; Ascomycota; Saccharomycetes; Saccharomycetales; Saccharomycetaceae. The record is from the annotation of a GenBank genome assembly.